AUGACUGUUUUGAGCGCGCAGAAGAGGCCCUGCUUGGAGCCUGCCAUUCCAAACCAUCUCAAAGUCAAUCGCACCCAACCGCUCCAUCAUCCUCGUUGCUUCAGAGGCCCCCAACAAGCGUCUCAUUCCGCACGCUUCCCGAAAGAGACUUCAGCUAUCGUCACAAUCGACCUCGGAAUCCAAUAUCUUCCCCCAAUCAACCCAGCAGACGCGAUCGACACAAUUCACCGGGCCAUUCAUACCAAAUCAGGUCCUCAUCACCACGUACGAUCGAGUUUCAAAGACUCCAGUGGAUAUCGCAACAUAGUCUUCACUCUGUACUGGAAAGAUAUCGCGAGCUAUAAAGAAUGGGAAGCUCCAUUGCCUCAAGAUUGGUGGUACGCAGAGCUAUGUCCUGCUUCCAACAUCGGAGCAUUCAGAGAGUUGUAUACAGUCCCUGUUACUGAUACAGAGACUACGUUUGCUUUGCCGUUUCCAGAGGGCUAUUCAGUUAUCACAGAGUCAAUGAGUGGCGAGACUGAUACUCAUGAGUAUUGGGGAUCGGCUCGAGACCGCAUUCCGAGAUCACAGACUGAUACUCUUGAACCAGUCGGCUGGCCAUCACUCAAAGACGACGACUCCUCGUCAGACUCUCAUGGGAAACUCAUCUCUGUUGAGCCCCACGAAAAUCUUUGCCUUAUCCGCUCCGGCCAAGUCUGGGAGAACAGCACACCAGCAGAGAUCAAAUCAUACAACACAGAGAUCAAGCCAACUCUUGACAGCGGAAUGGAGGAGCUUACAAAGAACAGUCACAACUUCGGAUGCUUCUCCAAUAGAUAUCUGCGGGUGGAAGACGAUAAUGGGAAUCCAAUCGGCAAGACAUGGAGCAUCAGUAUGUGGGAGUCACUAGAGCGGCUGGAGAAGUGGUCUCUCACGCCUAAGCACAAGGAGAUCUUUGGUACACAGAUCAAUCACUUCAAUCGGAUGGAGAGGGAGGGCGAGGAAGCUAACUUGAAUCUUUGGCAUGAACUUAUGGUGUUGCGCAAGGCUGAUCAAUCUUUUAUGUACUUUAACUGCCAUAGUAGAACUGGCAUAUUGCCAGCCGCUUUCAACUAG
Messenger RNA from Fusarium coffeatum, 1095 nucleotides. RefSeq lists its product as uncharacterized. The transcript is spliced from 2 exons. NCBI's taxonomy places the organism in Eukaryota, Fungi, Ascomycota, Sordariomycetes, Hypocreales, Nectriaceae. The record is from RefSeq and is a predicted model, not a curated record. Bases 1 to 1095 code for a protein of 364 amino acids.